Dendronephthya gigantea is the source of this 2536-nucleotide messenger RNA. Its product is annotated as hemicentin-1-like. The record is from RefSeq and is a predicted model, not a curated record. The transcript is spliced from 9 exons. NCBI's taxonomy places the organism in Eukaryota, Metazoa, Cnidaria, Anthozoa, Malacalcyonacea, Nephtheidae. The coding region runs from base 9 to 1352 and encodes 447 amino acids.
CAUCUGUGAUGUUGAAUUGUCGCAGUCCCGUCAUGCUAAAUGAAGGUGAUAACUUCACAUGUCUGUGUAAAGGUGAAGGUGGAAGUCCUCCUGCUAAAGUUGUCUGGUUUAAUGAUGGAGUCAACGUUAGUCUUGUUGGAACAAAGAAUCAAGCAUUAAAACUCUUAAAUGUUAGUAAAGAAGAUAAUGGAACAUACACGUGUAAUGCCACAAGUUACCCUCAUGAAAAUUAUACCGAUGAAAAAUCUAUCGUGGUAAUAGUUUAUAUUAUACCAAAUGUGACAACAGAUUGCGACAGUUCCAUGGCCGUAAACGAAGGCGUUGAUGUCACGUGUUAUUGUGAAUGUAAAGGUGGCAACCCUCCAGCAAAUUGUACUUGGUUUAAAAAUGGUAUCCUAACUGGUAAAAUAGGACUGAAAGAAAACACGUUGAACCGCCCUAAUAUUAAAAGGACUGAUGGUGGAAAUUACACGUGUGUAGGCGAGAGUCACUCGUCAGCAAUGGCUAAAAAGUUAACCACAAUAACAGUUUAUUAUGUUGAGGUUAACUUCUAUUCCCCAAAUAAUGACAGCGUUACCAUAACAUGUACAUCAAAUGGUCCUCCUUUACUGGACUACACAAUAUACCAUAACGGCACUAAAGUCGCUAGAAACAUGUCGUAUAUCAUUUCAACGGUGAACGGGACUCAUCCUGGAUUAUACAAUUGCACUGCAACUAAUGGAUUGGGAGAACUUUCUGCUGUCAAAUUCUUAGAUGCCAAGAGAAAAACGCCGUCAACAACACAGCAAACACAAUCAUCUACAAUACAGCCGUCAACAGUACAACCUUUGGUACCAAGCACAACUUCAAAAGUUGUUGUCCCAGAUGAUGAUGAUGAUGAUGAUGAUGAAGAUAAAACUGACAUUGGUCUCAUCGUCGGAGUGGUUGUUGGUGUGGUGGCGCUCAUUGUUAUCGUUUUCUGUGCGGUACUUUACUUUAAGUCCAAAGCAAGAGACAACAAAAGAGGACAUGCCGACGUGAACCCGAAUGGCUCAAGAGUGAUGACAAACCACUACGAACUAGACGAAGAUCAUGGUGAGGAUGCAGGCGCCUACGAUUCGGUGAAACAAUCCGAUAAUGGUGAAGGCUCGCAGGAUAGGAAGAAGCCUGCUGGAGACUCACUCCCCCCCGUUUAUGCCUCGGUAAAUAAAGACAACAGACAAGGGAACACGCUGUAUGCAUCUCUGGACUCUGAGGCGUUGAGGAAGCCUGGGUCGAAGAAAAAACAACCGGAAACAAAGAAUGCACCAACUGAGUAUGCGAGCAUUGACUUCAUGCAGACCGGGAAGACACCAAAUGCAGAUAAUGCAUAAACAUAACUGGGGAUGGCAAAGAGUAAGAGAAGUUGUUUCGAGUGAUAUGUACAUAAUAAGAAGUGGAUUUUAAACAUUAUUCUAUAGCUUAAAGUAAUUGAUUACCAAUCACCUAUUGAGUGCAUGAACAUAGAAUAAAGUAGAGUUUCUCAAAUAUUUUGUAGUUAUCCGCGGUGGAAAUUCUACCGUGGUAUUCGUGUGGUGGGAAAUAUUUACAGGAAAUAUUUAUUCAACUUUUAUCAGAAAAACGAUUUUCUUUUUUUUAUGAUCUUCAUACAAAGUGAAAUUUUGCACUAUGUCCUGUGUUUUUGCAACAUUGGCAAAGCCAGCAGCUUUUAAAGCGGUUUCAGUUUCCCAAUCUAGCUAUACCUAGUCGCUGAGUGUAUAUGGAUGAAAUUCCCACUUAACUGCUUUUUGUUAUGGUUUGACAAUCUUUUAAGCCAAUUUGCAUGUCUACAGAGAGUUUUCAGAAUUUGAUUCGAUAUAUAUCACUUGAUUUGAUAUAUAUCACUGCAUUUGGCAGUACGUAAUGGUUUGCUGUCUAAAAAACUGCGGAAUUUUACGAACACGAGAAAUGUAAUAGCGUUUUUCUGUUAUAUUACUAUAUGCAUGUGUAUUCACGAUUUGUUUUAAUAGUUAGUUUUAUAUAACAAGUAUAGUUAUUAGUGUCACGCCAUAGGUUGUGAUUUAUAUAUUGACGAGAGCUUACUAACUUUUUGGCUUUUUUUUCGACCAGUUUAAGUUCCCUGUUGAGCACCUUGCCUUAAACUCUAUUGCUGCAUGGUUGUCUUAAAUAACGGGUUUACCCUAUCAAAGUUUCUACGAUCACAGGGCAGCUUCCAAAAGCACCGUCAGGCGACUGCAUGUGAUCGAUAGCUUCUGACUUGAAACUCAAAAUUCUUGAAUCUGAUUUCAAAGAGAAAUUUGGCAGAAAACGUUAGUAUGUUAUCGUCUUUCUAUUUUAGAUCCAGGGAUUGCAUGCAUAAUAUAAUUAUGUUAAUAACUUAGAUAUAUAUGAUUAGAUUUAAGGGAUGAUAAUGGUCUUUAAUUAUUCGCACAAUAUUCUAAGUAUACUGUAUACCACAGCAUGACAUGUAAAAUAUGUUGUAACCUGAUUAAUUACAUUGAUUGCACAAAAAGCAUAGAAACAAUUUCUUUUUUGGAGUUUUGCACAACCGGCUGUU